Cucurbita moschata (crookneck pumpkin) is the source of this 1679-nucleotide messenger RNA. RefSeq names its product aspartyl protease family protein 2-like. Gene Ontology annotation, biological process: proteolysis. Bases 160 to 1539 code for a protein of 459 amino acids. The transcript has a single exon. Lineage: Eukaryota; Viridiplantae; Streptophyta; Magnoliopsida; Cucurbitales; Cucurbitaceae. Gene Ontology annotation, molecular function: aspartic-type endopeptidase activity. The record is from RefSeq and is a predicted model, not a curated record.
UAAUAUAUGGAAAAUUGAAGUGGUAUUGGGCUUAGUGAUUGGGCUUAGUAAUUGGGCUUAAUAAUUGGGCCCAAAAUUGAAAGCAGAAGAACCACAUUUCUUCCCUCCGCCGUCCGCCUCAUCGGCUUUUUACGCAUUUCCCUCUCAUUCCGAUUCCGAAUGCAAACAACAAUGCUCUCCGUUUCCCCUUUCUUCCAUCUCAUUCUUCUCCUCUUCUCUCUCGCCGAUCUCCUCAACGCCGCCGCCGCCGCCGACUACCUGAAGCUUCCAUUGCUCCACAAGAACCCCUUCUCCUCCCCUUCCCAAGCCCUCUCCUCCGACACCCACCGCCUCUCCCUCCUCUUCUCUGCCCUCCGCCGCCGCCCUAACCCCACUCUCAAAUCCCCUCUCAUCUCCGGCGCCUCCACCGGCUCCGGCCAGUACUUCGUCGACCUCCGCAUUGGCACUCCUCCCCAGAGCCUCCUCCUCGUCGCCGAUACUGGCAGCGACCUCGUCUGGGUCAAAUGCUCCGCCUGCCGCAACUGCUCCCACCACCCUCCCUCCUCUGCUUUCCUCCCCCGUCACUCCUCCUCCUUCUCCCCUUUCCACUGCUUCGACCCCCACUGCCGCCUCCUCCCCCACGCUCCUCCCCACCUCUGUAACCACACGCGCCUCCACUCCCCCUGCCGCUUCCUCUACACUUACGCCGACGGCUCCACCUCCUCCGGCUUCUUCUCCAAGGAAACCACGACGUUGAAGACCCUCACUGGCUCCGAGACCCGUCUUAAAGAUCUGUCGUUCGGGUGCGGCUUCCGGAUCUCGGGUCCGAGCGUUUCGGGCGCCCAAUUUAAUGGAGCACGUGGUGUCAUGGGAUUGGGCAGAGGUCCGAUCUCCUUCUCCACUCAACUCGGCCGCCGAUUUGGCAAUAAAUUUUCCUAUUGUCUUAUGGAUUACACACUCUCUCCGCCGCCCACCAGCUACCUAAUGAUCGGCGGCGGCCUCCGUAGACUCCCCGUGACCAAUGCCACCAAAAUCAGCUACACCCCAUUGCUAAUUAACCCUCUGUCACCAACAUUCUACUACAUUGCCGUCAAGAGCAUCACCGUCGACGGCGUGAAAUUACCCAUCAACCCGACCUUGUGGGCCAUCGACGAGCAAGGAAACGGCGGGACGGUGGUGGAUUCGGGAACGACGCUGACGUAUCUGGCAGAGGAGGCGUACAAGGAGGUGCUGAAGGCGAUGAGACAGCGAGUGAAGCUACCGGCUGCAGCCGAGUUGACUCCGGGAUUCGAUCUAUGCGUGAACGUAUCAAACGAAUCGCAGCGGCCGAGUCUACCACGAGUGAGAUUCCAGCUGGGGAAUGGUGCAGUGUUUCCGCCGCCGGCGAGGAACUACUUUCUGGAGACGGAGGAGGGGGUGAUGUGCUUGGCGAUCCGAGCAGUGGAGGGCGGAAAUGGGUUCUCGGUGAUUGGGAAUCUGAUGCAACAAGGAUUCCUGCUGGAGUUCGACAAGGAGGCGUCGAGGCUGGGCUUCUCAAGGCGGGGCUGCGGGCUUCCUUGAACCUUCGUUCGUUCUUUGGUUCUUUUUUCACGACUCGACUCGACUCGACUCACUGAGUUGGGAACUCGUGACCCAUUUUGGAUUUGCCAAAGUUAUUAAUAAUAAUAAUAAUAAUAAUAAGGUACUUCUGCAUUUCUGUA